Molecule: messenger RNA, 369 nt
Organism: Porites evermanni
Lineage: Eukaryota; Metazoa; Cnidaria; Anthozoa; Scleractinia; Poritidae
Source: the annotation of a GenBank genome assembly
AUGGCCAUUUACAGUCUUCUUCAAAGGAGAGAUGUCAUGAAAAUUUUGUCAACAAGAUUUGGCAAGAGCAUGAUCUUUACUGUCUUUGCUAUGGCCAAAGAAGAAAUAUCCUCAUCGAAAACCUGUAUGAUCACAAUUUCCCCUCUAAAAAGUACUAUCGACGACCAGAUAUCUGAAAUGUUGUCGCUGAGCUGUAAAGCAAUGGACCUUAUGACAGAAACAGUAAAUUUCAGUGCUUCGAGAAAGUUCACCUCAAUUUUCUCUAUUACUCGGUGUUACAGAAUAACGCACUCCAGCGCAAUACAUCGAACGGUGUCCGCGAUUGUGGUCGAUGAAUGGCAUACAGUAGAAGAAAGACGCACAGCGUAA